AUGAACUCGACACUUCCACCUUUUCUCCAAGCUACUUCGGGAGCCUUGGGCUCGGCAGUGGGAAACGCGAUUGUUUAUCCACUUGAUUUGGCUACCACUCGAAUGCAACAUAAUGCCAGAAAACCACAUUCAGAGCGAUUGAAUCUUGGUGAAACACUAUCACAUCUUUUAUCUAAAAGAGAUUAUAUGACCAGAUUGUAUUCUGGUUUAGAGGCAGAUACGAUUUCAACGUUAUUAUCCAACUUCUUAUAUUUCUACACUUAUACAUCAUUACAAAAAGGUUUACACGUCUAUCACUCUAAUCAUCCAUCCCUUCCCAGUACCACUUCCACUGCCACCAACGGAAAUGGAACUGGAAAUGGCAGUAUCAGAUCAUCUCCAGCAGGAAUAGGUGGAUUAAACUCCAAAGCAUCAGAUAUCCUUCCUCAAAUACAGAAAACAAGUGGGAUUGAAGAAUUGUUAAUUGGUAUCUUAAGUGGUUUGAUAUCAAAAGGAAUUAGUUUACCCAUUUCAACAGUUUGCGUCAAACAACAAAUCGAAUCUGAGCAUGAACAUGAACAUGAACAUGAACAUGAAACUGAUAAUAAAAAUAAAAAUAUCAAAUUAUCAUUAUAUCAAACGCUUCGACUUAUUCAUAAAGAAUCAGGUGUUCAAGGAUUAUUCUCAGGUUUAAAACCUACUAUUCCAUUAACCUUAUUACCCUCUUUAACACUCUAUAUACACUCCGUUCUAGUUCGACUAAUACUUUCCAAAACGAAAUAUAAAAAUCAAACUCAUCCACCUGCUAUAAUCACUUUCCUGUUAGGUGCAUUAUCAAAUGCAUUAGCCACUUUACCAUUAUACCCUUUGGUACUCAUUAAAGUGUUAUCUCAAUCAGGUGGUGGUAAUGACGAUAAAGGUAAAGGUAAAUCAAACCAAGUACAACAAAGAAAAGCGGGAAUGUUAAAUACACUUUUAAGAAUCAUUAGAAGAGGUGGAAUCAGAACUUUGUAUACUGGUUUGGAAGGUCAAUUGGUAAAAGGUCUAGUGCAACAAGGUGUAAUGAUGCUGGUCAAGCAAAGGGUUGAACAAUGUGUGAUUAAAGCUUAUAAAGCUCGAUCUCAUGCUGUCAAAGUGUAA
Kwoniella shivajii is the source of this 1119-nucleotide messenger RNA. RefSeq lists its product as uncharacterized. Gene Ontology annotation, biological process: transport. Lineage: Eukaryota; Fungi; Basidiomycota; Tremellomycetes; Tremellales; Cryptococcaceae. Gene Ontology annotation, molecular function: ADP transmembrane transporter activity. The record is from RefSeq and is a predicted model, not a curated record. The transcript has 4 exons. Bases 1 to 1119 code for a protein of 372 amino acids. Gene Ontology annotation, cellular component: membrane.